AUGGCCAUUUUUCGACUCUUGAUUCUUCUGACUAUUGCAUCCACAUCAUUCUCCCUAUCAACCAUCCAAUUCUCGACGAAAACGCAAACCUUCUUGGCCUCCGACAGGAUAUCCGGCCACCGGAAAAUCCCUAAUGAUUUGUACUGCGAGAGCUGGACGUUCACGGUGGAGACGAAUGAUGCCGGGAUCUGGGCUCUGGUUCCGGCGAGGUGUAAGGGAUUUGUGAAGGACUACAUGACCGGCGACAAGUACUUUUCGGAUUUAGCGGCCGUGGCCGACAAUUCCUUGGCAUAUGCGAAGAAGGUAAAACUUUCCGGCGACGGGAAGGACGCUUGGAUCUUUGACGUUGACGAGACAUUGCUUUCGAACGUUCCCUUCUACGCCAGCCACGGAUUUGGAUCAGAGAUCUUUGAUGAAGUUUCUUCUAAUAAGUGGGUGGAUAUGGCCAAAGCACCAUCUAUUCCUGCAAGUUUAGGGUUGUAUAAGGACCUUAAGGAACUUGGGUUUACAAUAAUUUUAUUGACGGGUCGGACUGAGUUACAAAGGAAUGCUACAGAACGUAAUCUGCAGCAUGCUGGGUACAGCAACUGGGAAAGGCUCAUCUUGAGGAAACGUUCUGAUAGUGGUAAACCGGCGACCAUCUAUAAAUCUGAGCGGAGGAAGCACUUAGAAGACAAAGGUUACAGAAUUCACGGGAAUUCUGGAGAUCAGUGGAGUGACUUGACAGGAUUCGCGAUUGCCAAACGAUCUUUCAAACUCCCAAAUCUUAUGUAUGUCAUUGCAUAG
Fraxinus pennsylvanica is the source of this 786-nucleotide messenger RNA. NCBI's taxonomy places the organism in Eukaryota, Viridiplantae, Streptophyta, Magnoliopsida, Lamiales, Oleaceae. The record is from the annotation of a GenBank genome assembly.